This is a messenger RNA of Thalassophryne amazonica, 1329 nucleotides long. It is a transcript of the gene slc10a7, whose product is annotated as solute carrier family 10 member 7. Gene Ontology annotation, cellular component: plasma membrane. NCBI's taxonomy places the organism in Eukaryota, Metazoa, Chordata, Actinopteri, Batrachoidiformes, Batrachoididae. Bases 130 to 1143 code for a protein of 337 amino acids. The record is from RefSeq and is a predicted model, not a curated record. The transcript is spliced from 13 exons.
UGUUUUUUUUUUUUUUUUUUUUGUGUUCGGUGUCAAACCUCCACAGGACCCGUCGGGACUUUGUUAAAGUUCGCCUCGGCUGGAGUGACGGGGCCGGCCGGCGGGUCCGAGGAGGCCCGGCGCUGAAACAUGGGCUUGUUGGCCGGUUUACGGAAAGAAUGGUUCAUUAUCGGCAUCGUGUUGGUGAUUUUAUCGGCCAGACUGCAGCCGAGCUUCGGUGUCAAAGGAGGUCCACUAAAGCCGGAGGUCACGAUAGCGUACGUCGCCGUCUCGGUUAUUUUCUUCAACAGUGGCCUGUCACUGAAAACGGAGGAGCUGACGAGUGCAUUGCUCCACGUCCGGCUUCACCUCUUUGUGCAGUCAUUCACGCUGCUCUUCUUCCCAGUUGCCAUGUGGCUGCUGCUCAAAGUGCUCGCACUGACCACCAUCAACCAAUGGCUGCUCAAAGGGUUACAGACGGUCGGCUGCAUGCCGCCUCCCGUCUCCUCUGCCGUUAUUCUCACCAAGGCCGUCGGAGGCAAUGAGGCUGCAGCCAUCUUUAACUCUGCAUUUGGGAGUUUCCUGGGCAUCAUCGUGACGCCGCUGCUGCUGCUGCUGUUUCUGGGCUCUUCUUCCUCCGUUCCCUUCUCCUCCAUCUUCUCCCAGCUCUUCAUGACUGUGGUGGUUCCGCUCAUCCUGGGUCAGGUGUGUCGCGGUUUCCUCAGGGAGUGUCUGGAGCGGCGGAAGCCUCCGUUCGGCAUGGUCAGCAGCUGCGUGCUCCUCAUGAUCAUCUACACCACCUUCUGUGACACGUUCAGUAACCCCAACAUCGAGCUGGACCCCACCAGUCUCCUGCUGGUCGUGGUCACCAUUUUUUCCAUUCAGCUGAGCUUCAUGCUCUGCACGUUUGCCUUAUCCACCAGAUCUGGAUCAGGGUUCACGCCCGCAGACACGGUCGCCAUCAUCUUCUGUUCCACGCACAAAUCUCUUACACUGGGAGUUCCCAUGUUGAAGAUCGUGUUCGCAGGUUAUGAGCACCUGUCUCUGAUCUCAGUUCCUCUGCUCAUCUACCACCCGGCUCAGAUCCUGCUCGGCUCCAUCCUUGUGCCGACCAUUCGCCACUGGAUGACCACCAAACAAAAGUCUAGUCUCUUGUUGCGCUGAGGCUGUAGUAGAGUACUGCUGUCUCCCUGAGCGGAGAAGUUGUCAAACCUCCAGCUCAUCUGAUGAAGAAGAAGGAGAAACGACUUCAUGGUCCCGCCUGAAGGUGGACUUUGGCGGAGGCAAGCGUCAGCUGCGAUGUGCCUUAUUUCGACCAAUCAACACAGACCUCAGCAUGGUGCAGGGACC